AUGGGAGAAUCCUCUAUACAAAAAGAAGGCGGUGCUUUCGAAGGUCUCAAUGACGAUGUACUGCAUUUAAUAAUAUUUAGCCUUUAUGAAGCAUGUCGUUAUGAAUUUGAUCUGUACGAGGACCCUCGCGCAAAACAUGUUAAUACGGUUAAAAAAUUGUUACCACUUGGGUACACCUCUCGCUAUUUCGCCAACUUAGUCUUGCCCUAUGUGUGGCAUUACGCUCGAAUAAUAGCUAAUAAUAGCAACCUUCGAUCGCAUAAUACCCAAAUCCUCAAUAUCUUGAAAAAAGAACAGCUCUUAUUCCCUUACGGAAAUUAUUUAAAAGAAUUGGAGAUUAACUUCACCGUAAAUAGUGGAGACGAACAUUCGCAAAGGAUUCCUACUAUAUCUUCAUUACUUCAAGUUAUAGCUAAACGUUGUCCCAAUAUACAACAAUUGACCUUCCUGGCAAAAGUUGAACGUAGAAUUAUAAACGAUUAUUAUGAUGAUGAGAGUGUUAACAAAGCAUUUUCUAGGUAUAUGAUCAAAUCAAAGUGGAGUGAUUUCAAGGAUUUAUUUGCCUCAGCAUUUGGUCAAGGCACAUUGAAAGAUGUGACUCUCAGUUCAGAUUUUGUCCUUGUGGAUGACGAUUGUUUGACCAAUAUCGCCCAAAAUAAUCUCGGAAUUAAAAAACUUUCUUUAAGAGGAUCCCAAUUCUUUAAUAAGGGAAUUGAGGUCGCAUUACAAUUUCUGGGCGAUAGUUUAAAGGAAUUGGAAUUAAGUAAUGUAUUGGGAGAUGGCAGCCAUAAUUCGAUAAGGAGUUCCCCUUUGAAGAUUUGUAUUGAUACUUUAUUGAGACCUUGCCGAAACUUACAAACCAUUAAAUUGGUCGGCAUAGUUUAUAAACGUACUGAAAUAUUUGAAGAAUAUACUUGUCCCAUACAAUCUAUCACGACAAAUUUAGUUGACGAAGAAACUCUUGAGCAUCUCUUUUUACAUACUGAUAAGCGAACCUUAUCCCAGGUUAAAGUUACUAGUCCCUACGACGCGAUCAAAUGGGAUUCGUUCCUUAAUUCUUCCGUUUUACCUUGCACAACAUCUGGAAAUUUAGAAAAGCUUAUACUUUACAUUUUGAGAUGUCGAAAACAUCGAUAUAAUUCUUCUUCUUUAGAUCCAACAGUUAUCAUGAAGAAUAUUAUGGAUACUUUACAGAUAUCCGAAAAUACAGUUAAUAAACUUCGUUCAGGAUUAACCCAGUGGAGAAUUUUGGUGGGCAAGGAUAUGGGAGAUCAUAAGUAUUCAGUUGAAGCAGAAGGGGUCGAUUUUGUUUCAAAAACAUGUAUAUUGGAUUAUGACAGAGUUGAUUUAUCUGAACACAAUUAA
Molecule: messenger RNA, 1365 nt
Organism: Funneliformis geosporum
Lineage: Eukaryota; Fungi; Glomeromycota; Glomeromycetes; Glomerales; Glomeraceae
Source: the annotation of a GenBank genome assembly